Messenger RNA from Aspergillus eucalypticola CBS 122712, 1055 nucleotides. RefSeq lists its product as uncharacterized. Bases 435 to 686 code for a protein of 83 amino acids. The record is from RefSeq and is a predicted model, not a curated record. The transcript is spliced from 2 exons. NCBI's taxonomy places the organism in Eukaryota, Fungi, Ascomycota, Eurotiomycetes, Eurotiales, Aspergillaceae.
AACACCAGUCGGCUAGGGGGAGCGUUUACCCCGAAGUUGGAGCUGGCCAAAACGACUGCGGACAUGCCAUCCUUUGUGACAAGAUGAGAUAAUUCCAGAAGCUCAUGGCUCUGCGGAGAACGUGCAGCUGCUCGGGGGGCAUUGUUCUGAUCAGUAGCUGAUUGCUCCAAGUUCGCUAAAACUUGUGACAGAACACUAGUCUUCAGAGAAAUGGCUCACGGGAGUUCCAACGUUUUGCGUCCGAGUGAAGAAGCGGAGGGGAUAAGUCCACGAACAACCAUUCGAAGAGCACGUCUUCGCUCGCCUCCUUCCGGAUUGCGUUGGAAGUGGCGCCGAGAGAUUUCGAUAUGAAGCUGGAUAAUGUGUCCCGAUAGAGAAAAACUGUCCCGACACCGUCUCCGCAUUUUGAUAGUCUUUCCAUAAGCUACUGAUACAUGAGAUCUCUACGAACUGGAUCUUCAUUAGCGACUCAACUCGUCUGCAGUCCGCUUAGUUUGGAAACUUUCCCGUCUUGUUAUGUCGAACGCAGUGCUCAAGCCAUCGUCUGUCGCCGCCGUGUGUGUUGGAGAUACAUUCAUCAGCCGGAGAUGGAGGGAAAUGAGGGGUUCGAUCUCGGCGGCUAUCUUUUUAGUGGAUAUCCUGGUGCAGUCGAUAUGAUUUCAUGGUCCAGCCCAGCCAUGAAAUGAGGCAACCAAGACUGAAGCAUAAGCAUGAAUUUGGCCUACGGCCUCUCUCUAGUCCUCCAGCUUAUGGCACGAGCGUACCACCGGCGUACCUUCCCGCGGAAAACAUGAUGGCCCGAAAACUGACCAUGACUAAAAGGGCAAUAGUGAGCGGGCUUUGACGGCAGAGAAAUCGCUUGUAAGUGGACAGCCGUAGGUUGUAUUUCACGACAUGCUGGUCUUGGCCCCCAUUUAGCAGGUCACCGUUUUAUUGAGAGGGAACUCCCUGUGGUUGGCCCGGUAGGUAAAUUAGGGAGCCAUUGCAUGACUACAAGUACUUACUUAGUAGUAUUACAAUCACUCUGCCUCUGAGCCAAAGCCAUUGGUGGCCCG